AUGUUUACCAGAACUAGUAUUGCUACAUAUCGUUUAUCUCUGAUUGCUGGACGUAGAUUCGGAUCAAGUUACUCCCAAAUCCCUAAACUGAGUACGAUGCAAGAGUUUCAAGAGCAAAUCUUGGACUCCAAAAAAGGUGUUAAAGUGAUCGACUUUUAUGCCACUUGGUGUGGACCUUGCAAGGCGAUGAUCCCACAUAUCUCGAAGUUGAUGCAGGAAUAUCCUAAUGUAGAUUUCUACAAAGUGGAUGUCGAUCAGGCCAUGGAUGUCGCCCGGAGCUGUGAUAUUAGCGCCAUGCCGACUUUUAUGCUGGUUAAGGAUGGUAGGAUCGCAUCAAAAGUUGUCGGUGCUAAUCCAGCAGCCUUGGAGAACGGGAUCAAAGAUACUCAAUGA
Molecule: messenger RNA, 393 nt
Organism: Maudiozyma saulgeensis
Lineage: Eukaryota; Fungi; Ascomycota; Saccharomycetes; Saccharomycetales; Saccharomycetaceae
Source: the annotation of a GenBank genome assembly